CGCCCCACUAUCACUACAGCCGCGGCACGAUGCGGAGCGCUCAGGGUUACAACUAAGCACCGCGCGUCUCCUUUCCUUUUUUAUACUCUUUCUAUCGCUUUUUUCCAUCUUUUUACGCCUUUGUAUGCUGUUGAGUAUUUUUGUACCCAGCGCAGAGCAUGAGCUUUGUAGCAGAAUCAGGGAGAUAAUACACCCCGAGCUGUGUUUUCCCCAGUGCGCAUGGAAAUCCUCCGGAAUUUCACAGGUUUCGGGAUGCGCACAUCGCCGGGGAUUCCCGACUUUAACACGCUUCUGAUCUGAUGAGAGACAGUGUUAAGAGUGAGAGGAGAUUGUGAAGAUGGUGCAGAACGUGAUUCUGGUCUUCUUCCGCAGGAGACUGAGCCAAAGACCUGCUGUGGAGGAGCUGGAGAGCAGAAACAUCCUCAAACAGAGGAAUGACCAGACGGAGCAGGAGGAGAGGCGGGAAAUUAAACAGAGACUGAACAGAAAGCUGAACCAGCGUCCCACAGUAGACGAGCUACGUGACCGCAAGAUCCUCAUCCGCUUCAGCGACUACGUCGAAGUAGCCAAAGCUCAGGAUUAUGACAGGAGAGCGGACAAGCCCUGGACCAGACUGUCUGCUGCUGACAAGGCAGCGAUACGGAAAGAGCUGAACGAGUUCAAGAGCAACGAGAUGGAGGUGCACGCCUCAAGCAAACACCUCACCAGGUUCCACCGGCCAUAGCAAGGUUUCUUCUGUGAAGAAUAUGCUGGACGUUCAAGGAAGACCUCAGGAGGGUCCAUCCUGUGCCGUGGCCCAUGGGUCCCUGGAGGGCCUGCUGGUUUUUUGUGGUUUGUGUUUUUUUGGGCAUUAUCUCGGGAAGCUCGGAGGCUGUGUCUCUGGAAAAUCUCGUGCAACUCCAAAAACUCCUCAGCCAAGCUACACCUGUAGUUUUUUUCUCUACCUGGCUUUGUUUCGUAUUCAUUUCUUUUUUUCUUAAGAAGAACCUUGAUGGAAAAGAACAUUGAUUAAAAAAAACAAACAAACAACCCAGGUCCUUUUUCUUAAAGACUCUUUUUAAAAAAAAGAAGAAAAAUGCCUUUCAGUGCCAAUAAAAGGGAGGGAUGAGGGAUGAAGAAGGUCCUGCAUGUGAACCGUUUCCCCUCCCCAGUGAUGGUACUGUAGUCACACCUUACUAAAACUUGACUCCAGUUUCAUAUCUGCUGUAUAUAUGUCUGAAAUUCAUGUCUUACCUUUGUAAGCAUUAUUUAUUGUCUGCACAGUACAAGACUUGGAUUUUUACGAAAAAGCAAAA
Pangasianodon hypophthalmus (striped catfish) is the source of this 1295-nucleotide messenger RNA. Its product is annotated as phosphatase and actin regulator 3-like. The record is from RefSeq and is a predicted model, not a curated record. NCBI's taxonomy places the organism in Eukaryota, Metazoa, Chordata, Actinopteri, Siluriformes, Pangasiidae. The transcript is spliced from 5 exons. Gene Ontology annotation, biological process: actin cytoskeleton organization. The coding region runs from base 338 to 724 and encodes 128 amino acids. Gene Ontology annotation, molecular function: actin binding.